Molecule: messenger RNA, 570 nt
Organism: Rasamsonia emersonii CBS 393.64
Lineage: Eukaryota; Fungi; Ascomycota; Eurotiomycetes; Eurotiales; Trichocomaceae
Product: MGMT family protein
Exons: 3
Coding region: 1-570 (189 amino acids)
Biological process (GO): DNA repair
Molecular function (GO): catalytic activity
Source: RefSeq, a predicted model, not a curated record
AUGCCACGCACCGACGAAGCAGAAUGGUGGUUCAACGCCGUCUACGAGGCCGUCCAGGAAAUCCCCCGCGGGCGGGUGACGACCUACGGGCAUAUUGCGCGGUUAUUGGGGUAUCCACAACGAGCUCGUCAAGUAGGCGUUUGUCUUAAGCAUUUGCCCUCGAACAACAACAACAGCAGCAGCAGCAGCAGCAACCCUGCAGGUGCAGGUGCAGGUGCAGAUGAAGUCUAUCACCAUUUCCACACCGACAACGUCCCAUGGCAGCGCGUGAUCAAUGCAAAGGGGACGAUAUCUCAUCGCGGACCAGGCACUGCCGCUCAUCAAGCUGCUGUCCUCCGGGAAGAAGGCGUGCGUGUUGACGAAGAUGCCAUGGGGGAGUACUAUGUUGAUUUUGCGCAAUAUGGAUGGUUUCCUGAUCGGUUGCCUAGUGAAGAGGGGGAGGAGGAGGAGGAGGAGUUGAGUAGUGAUGAGUAUGAGGGUGGUGAAGGAGAUGAUACCGAUCGAAAUGGAGAUCGAAAUGGUGACAUGACGAGGGAGGAGGAGGAGGAGGGGGAGGCGAAUAAUACGUGA